This is a messenger RNA of Spizellomyces punctatus DAOM BR117, 3725 nucleotides long. RefSeq lists its product as uncharacterized. The transcript has 4 exons. NCBI's taxonomy places the organism in Eukaryota, Fungi, Chytridiomycota, Chytridiomycetes, Spizellomycetales, Spizellomycetaceae. Gene Ontology annotation, cellular component: intraciliary transport particle A; non-motile cilium. The coding region runs from base 350 to 3640 and encodes 1096 amino acids. Gene Ontology annotation, biological process: non-motile cilium assembly; protein localization to cilium; intraciliary retrograde transport. Gene Ontology annotation, molecular function: protein binding. The record is from RefSeq and is a predicted model, not a curated record.
UUUUUUUGAACCUUGAGAAAACCAUGCGGACCUUCCAGACUUGGCAAGACAAGCCCAGGUUCAAGAUAAGGAUGGCAUCAAUCAACCGAUCUAUGAUGUUACGUGGUUGAGCGACGGCAACCAGUUGGUGGCAGCCGCUGGGGCUGAAAUUCUGAUCUAUGAUGCCGGAGAAGGGGAGCUAAUACGCUCCCUCAAAGCGCACAGGGAUACAGUCCUGUGCGUUACCGCGCUCCGGACGGGUUUUGCUUCAGGGGGAGCUGACAAGCAAGUCAUCAUAUGGAAUGCGAAAUUUGAGGGUGUAUUGAAGUACUCCCACAAUGAUACCAUCCAAACCAUCGGUCAUAACCCAAUGACCGGGCAUGUCGUUUCCUGCACGGCGUCUGACUUUGGCAUUUGGUCACCAGAGCAAAAAUCUGUGGUAAAGCACAAAGUAACGUCAAGGAUUUGCGCAGUGUCGUGGACAGCGGACGGACAAUAUUUUGCCUUGGGAUUGUUCAACGGUCAUGUUUCCAUUCGCAACAAAUCCGGCGACGAGAAGGUGCGCAUCGAGCGUGGAGACUCCCCAGUGUGGUCGCUUGCAUGGAGCCCCUCUUCCGACGGAGAAUAUGAUGUUUUGGCCGUGGCAGAUUGGAGUCAACGACUAUCAUUCUUUCAGCUGAACGGGAGACAGAUCGGGAAAGAUCGUCAGCUUGGGUUUGACCCAUGCUCUGUCUCGUUCUUUGGCACUGGAGAAUAUAUUGCGAUAGGUGGAUCUGAUCGAAAGGUGACGCUCUGGACAGGAGAAGGAAUACGACUUGGGCAGAUUUGCGAAAGGGAGAACUGGGUAUGGUGUUGCAAAGUGAAACCACGUCAAAACUAUAUCGCAGUUGGCUGCCAAGAUGGAACGGUUGCCGUGUAUCAAAUUGUCUUCAAUACGGUACAUGGCCUGUACCAUGACCGGUAUGCCUACCGAGAAAAUAUGACCGAUGUUGUUAUUCAACACUUGUCUACAAAUCAACGUGCGCGAAUCAAAUGCCGAGACUACGUAAAGAAGAUUGCCGUACAUAAAGACAAGCUGGCAGUCCAAUUACCAGAAAAGGUCAUCAUAUACGAGUUAUUCAACGAUGACUCUUCCGACAUGCAUUACCGGAUAAAAGAAAAGAUUCAAAAAAAGCUAGAGUGUAAUCUCCUAGUCGUCACUCAUCAGCACAUAAUAUUAUGCCUUGAAAAGAAACUCCAGUCAUUCAACUUUGUCGGAGAGAAAGAGAGGGAAUGGAACCUAGAAGCGCUGAUACGGUAUAUCAAAGUGAUAGGGGGACCCAAAGGACGCGAGGGGCUACUAGUUGGGCUAAAGAACGGCCAAGUUCUACAGAUUUUUAUCAACAAUCCCUUCCCCAUUCCACUGAUUAAGCUCCAGGCAUCCGUGCGAUGCUUAGACCUAAGCUUGCGCCGCAGGAAACUUGCCAUUGUGGACGAGCAUAAUACGUGCUUGACGUACGAUAUCAAAACGAGGCAAUUGCUGUAUCAGGAACCGAAUGCCAAUAGCGUGGCAUGGAAUACCGAGUUAGAAGAUAUCCUCUGUUACUCAGGCAACGGAAUGCUCAACAUCAAAGCCAGCAAUUUUCCGGCACACCAUCAGAGAAUGCAAGGGUUUGUUGUGGGAUUCAAGGGUUCCCAAGUGUUCUGUCUGCAUAUAUAUGCAAUGACCAGCGUGGAUGUUCCUCAAUCUGCCUCGUUGGAACGGUAUCUUGAAAAGAAAGAUUUUGAUUCCGCAUAUCAAGUGGCAUGUUUGGGCGUGACCGAAACCGACUGGAGAAGAUUGGCCAUAGACGCUUUGGAAGCGCUGCGUCUGGAUAUUGCAGAAAAAUCAUUUGCGCGAAUCCGCGACAUGCACUACAUUGACUUGGUUAGAAAUAUCUCUCGCAUGCAAGCCGAAGGAAAGAAUGACCAAGAUUCAUUCCUGGCCGACAUUCAUGCGUACGCUGGACGGUAUCAGGAGGCUGCCAAACUGCACAUAAAAGCUGGCAAUCAGCAAAAGGCUAUAGAUAUGUUCACAGAGCUCAACAUGUGGGAGUAUGCAACAAAAAUCGCGCAGGAGACCCAUACAAACACGGAUAACAUCCUUAAACGGAAGGCCCAAAUGCAGCAGGAUCGCAAUGAUCUUCUUGCUGCAGCCAAUACUUACCUUGAGGUUGGAGACUAUAUGAAAGCCAUUGACAUCUUGGGGCCAAACGGCUGGCUGGACAAUCUUAUCGAGGUUGCAAGGAAAGUGAGCAAUUCGGACACCAAAGCGCUCAGCCGCUGUGUGUACUUUUUCCGGAAGCACAAUCACCAUGCAUACGCCGCCGAAACGCUGGUGAAAAUGGGCGAUAUUGCCCACUUGCUGAAUCUGCAUAUUGAACUGCAGCAUUGGGAAGAUGCUUUCAAACUUGCGGAGACGCAUCCCGAGUUCACUGAACAGAUAUAUCUUCCAUACGCGAACUGGUUGGCGACCAAUGGGCACUACGUUGAAGCUCAGGAAAACUACAGAAAAGCCGGGCGCAUUGACGAAGCACUGCGUGUGUUAGAGCAGCUCACUGAAAACGCUGUUACUGAGCGUCGCUAUGACGAUGCUGCAUAUUACUAUUGGACAAUGAGCUCCGAGCAGCUAGAUAAACUUCCUGUAGAUAUCACCGCUGAUCAACUAACGCCCGAGCAGCAACGAGUGCUGAAGCGGUUCCAAGAGACAUACCAACUUGCCGAAAUCUACCAUGCGUAUUUCUAUGUCUCAAGGUAUAUCGAUGAACCCUUCACCGCCCACGUACCAGAAGCCUUGUUCAAUAUGGCUCGCUUUGUUUGGAACUACCUUAACCAUCAGCAGCCACCACCUGGAAUUUCCAAGGUUUAUACAUUGUUUGCAUUGGCCAAACUAGCUCGAGCACUUGGGGCCUACAAGCUAGCUCGAUAUGCUUACGAUAAACUACAAACGAUGAAUGUUCCGCCGAUAUGGCAGGAAACUGUGGAUGUUGGAACUCUUACGAUUCGAAGUCAACCAGGUCUUGACAAAGAAACACUUCAGCCGAUUUGCUAUCAAUGCUCUGCGAUCAAUCCUUUACUGAAUCCUAAGGGCGACAGCUGUACGAACUGCUUGGAACCCUUCGUGCACUCCUUUUACUCAUUUAUCAGCCUACCCCUGGUCCAAUUCACUGUUGAAUCUGGUAUCAGUGACGACGAAGCAUCUCGACUCAUAAAUAUGGAUCCCCCAAGCUUGGAUGGAAAGAGGGACGGAAGUUCGAUCAAGCACGAUCGUCCACGAGCAUCGAGUGCAACAAAGGAUGGGCAGUCAAGUGCAGGGAAAGGAGGAAUGGUGGGAGCAAGCGGAUCGGUAAAAGACGAUCCGUUUAGACGGCAAUUGGCCGGUCUUGAGCGAGGAGGAGGAACAGGAUACACACCAGUCAAAGUAGGCCGAAAAGCUUUAAUGACAAUGGAGCGUCACGCCGUAUUCAUUCGACGAUGGGGAAAGAAAUGUUUGCGACCAGAAUACUAUCGAAUGAUGCUAACGGAUGUACCUGUGGUGUUGUGCAAAACUUGUCAACAUUUCUUUCUGGAGGAUGAGUGGGUCUAUCAGAUUCUUUCGAAGGGAUGCUGUUCCUUCUGUAGAGCAAAAGUUGAUCUUGAAUAAUGUGUAUAUAUGUGCCACUCUGAAUUUUGAACUACACUUUAUAAUUGAGCUCGAGGCCUUUAGUUGGAUUUACGAGGUCAUGGAC